This is a messenger RNA of Daphnia carinata, 2108 nucleotides long. Its product is annotated as glutamate-gated chloride channel-like. Gene Ontology annotation, biological process: signal transduction; regulation of membrane potential; chloride transmembrane transport. Gene Ontology annotation, molecular function: chloride channel activity; extracellular ligand-gated monoatomic ion channel activity; neurotransmitter receptor activity. Bases 464 to 1843 code for a protein of 459 amino acids. Lineage: Eukaryota; Metazoa; Arthropoda; Branchiopoda; Diplostraca; Daphniidae. Gene Ontology annotation, cellular component: membrane; synapse; neuron projection. The transcript is spliced from 12 exons. The record is from RefSeq and is a predicted model, not a curated record.
UUUACGGAAAGAAAUACGAAGAGAUAGAGUUGAAAGCAGGACGAAGGUGGCUGUUUUCUUGCUUCACUGUUGGGUGACAUCAGAUUCGACUAUCCUUUGAUUUUUUAUUUAGCCUCGUGCGGACUAACGGUUGACCACAGCAACAACGGCAGUGUCGCAUAGACGGACGGUAGAUCAAAAACAACUAGCGCUUUAGUGUCGGCGGACAUUGCGACAAUCUGUCAGCUGUUUCACAGAAUCUUUCGGGACUGCGGAGCGCAGACGCGCAGCUCCCUUUUGAUCCUGUGGCUUGCCUUCGUCUUCCCCGGCGAAAUCUAUACAGCACUCGGUUGUUCAUCUCUGACAAGACGGUCGAUCGGCACAAGUCCCAGCGCAGCAUAUCCAAACAGCCCAUCUAACAUAUCGUCAACGACCAUUGGCGCCUUCUAAGGAAGAGGUGCCAUAACGGCUCAGCAACGCAAUAAUGACAACGACAGCCUAUAUCCUGGCCUUGCUAGCCGUCUUGUCAACUUGUUCCUUACGACAGUCAGGAGCCAACCAACAGCAGAAUGGAGCCAACAAGAAAGUCAAUUUUCGUGAAAAGGAGAAACAGAUUCUCGACAAAAUUUUGGGGCCGGCUCACUACGAUCGUCGAAUUCGGCCUUCAGCUGCCAACGGCACAGAUGGACCCACCAUAGUCGACAUCAACCUCAUGUUUCGUGGCAUAUCAGACAUCAGCGACAAUAAAAUGCAAUUCAGUGUUAUCCUGACUUUCCGAGAAGAGUGGCUCGACGACCGCCUCAAGUUUGACAAUAUGCAAGGUCGGAUGAAGUACCUCACACUCAACGAUCCGAGCAAAGUCUGGAUGCCCGACUUGUUUUUCUCCAACGAACGCGAAGGACACUUCCACAACAUCAUCGUGCCCAAUGUCUACGUGAGAAUCUUCCCACAUGGAUGGGUCUUGUACAGCAUCCGAAUUUCUCUGACUCUGUCGUGUCCGAUGAAUCUCAAACUCUUCCCGCUCGAUCGGCAAACUUGUUCACUCUCUAUGGGCAGCUAUGGAUGGACAACAGAAGAUUUGGUUUUUCUGUGGCGAGCCGGCGAUCCUGUGCAAGUCACCAAGAAUCUUCAGCUGCCGCGGUUCGCGCUGGAGAAAUUCAAAACGGACUCGUGCAACAGCAAGACCAAUACAGGGGAGUACUCGUGCCUGAAAGUGGAUCUCCUGUUCAGAAGAGAAUUCUCCUACUACUUGAUCACCAUCUACAUCCCCUGCUGCAUGUUAGUCAUCGUUUCGUGGGUUUCCUUUUGGCUGGAUGCCAACGCCGUCCCAGCACGCGUCUCCCUCGGAGUCACCACUCUUUUGACUAUGGCCACCCAAACUACGGGUAUCAACAACUCACUUCCGCCCGUCUCCUACACCAAAGCCAUUGACGUGUGGACCGGUGUUUGUUUGACAUUCGUCUUCGGAGCGCUGCUGGAAUUCGCCCUGGUCAACUACGCUUCGCGAUCAGAUGCACAUCGGGAAAAGAUGAAAAAGCAGCGCAAGCAGUGGGAGAUGGAACACCAAGCGGCUCUGGAUGCCAUGGCAGCCGACGGUCUUCUUGACGAUCGCAACUCUUUCGCUAUGAAACCCCUAGUCCCUGCCAGUACCGAAAUCAUCUUCAUGGAAGAUGGCCGUGAUCGUGGCCAACAAAGGAACGACGGGAUGCCAACAGAGACGUGUUGCCGUACCUGGAUAGGUACUUACACGUUGCGCUCGAAACGAAUUGACGUCGUCUCCCGCAUUAUCUUCCCUCUGGUGUUCGCCGUGUUUAACCUGGCUUACUGGAGCACGUAUCUCAAUCAAGAAGAUGAUAAAAUAUAACAACUUCCGAUCCUUUUUCUUUCGCCCUUCUAUCCAAAAAGAAGAAAACAACAAAUUAUACCAAAAUUUCAUGUCCCGUUUUUUUUUUUGCGCAAUAACAACUGUCAUUGCACGUGACGUUAUUUACUUGUACACGUAACUUAAAGCAGUUUUUUUUAUAUAUAUAACUGUAGUAAAUUUUACGCCCUUUUUAACUGUGAUUUGUAUACAGUUGAUUAGUAAAUAUUUCAUUUCCCCCAUUUUUUCUGUUGAUAACGACAUUUUG